AUGGAUUACCUUUUGUGGGUCUUAUGUCCUUCUAGUAUAGAUGAAUGCCACAUGCUAGCUAACAAUAUGGUGGAGGUAUCACAUUCUUGGGCCAGGAACAACAACGGACACCCAAGUUAUGCAUACCAUACUAGUACUGUAAAUCACAGGAGGAAAUCGCGAAUGCCCACAUUGAGGAUACGGAGAAACUUCAUGUUUCAACAAACAGUGCCUAUUCCCUUAUUACAGCAUUACGCAAACACUGGUCUGGUUCUAGCUUCAAUGAUGAUUUUCCAUCCAGUUGUUACAUUAGGCGACUUAGUUCUCCUAUUUCCUUACUUGAGAAAUACCUGCGUGCCAUUCCUUUUACAUAUUUUACUGAUUUGCUUUGCAUUUUCUGUUUGCAUGUGGUAG
Molecule: messenger RNA, 393 nt
Organism: Triticum turgidum subsp. durum (durum wheat)
Lineage: Eukaryota; Viridiplantae; Streptophyta; Magnoliopsida; Poales; Poaceae
Source: the annotation of a GenBank genome assembly